Molecule: messenger RNA, 3355 nt
Organism: Notothenia coriiceps (black rockcod)
Lineage: Eukaryota; Metazoa; Chordata; Actinopteri; Perciformes; Nototheniidae
Gene: trim33
Product: tripartite motif containing 33
Exons: 19
Coding region: 1-2907 (968 amino acids)
Cellular component (GO): chromatin
Molecular function (GO): protein binding; zinc ion binding
Source: RefSeq, a predicted model, not a curated record
AUGGUUCUCAAAUAUGCUUUGUGGUGUGAUCUUCUCAAGGUGUGCACAAGCUGUGAGGACAAUGCAGGAACCAUAGGCUUUUGCGUGGAGUGCGGGGAAUGGCUGUGUAAGACCUGCGUGGAAGCUCACCAGAGGGUUAAAAUUACCAAGGACCACAAAAUCCACACCAAGGAGGACGCUGACGCUGCUUCCGAGUCUGUUGGUGCAGGGCAGAGGCCUGUUUUCUGUCCCAUCCACAAGCAGGAGCCCCUGAAGCUUUUCUGUGAGACCUGUGACACGUUGACCUGUCGGGACUGCCAGCUGCUGGAGCACAAAGAGCACAGGUACCAGUUCCUCGAGGAGGCUUUUCAGAACCAGAAAUGCUUGAUCGAGUCCAGCAUGGCCAAACUACAGGAAAAGAAGAGUUACGUGCAUUAUUCGGUCUCCCAGGUGCAAAACAGGUUAAAGGAGGCGGGUGAAACGCAGAAGAAGGUGGAGCACGAGAUCAAAAUCGCAGUAUUUACUCUUAUAAACGAGAUCAACAAGAAGGGAAAGUCCUUGCUGCAACAGUUGGAUAGUGUCACCAAAGAGCGCAAUAUGAGGCUCGUGUCUCAGCAAAAGGACACCACGCAGCUGGCCCAACAGAUCCACCAUGUGCUCAGCUUCUGCCAAUGGGCCAUCAGCACUGGCAGCAGCACGGCGCUGCUCUACAGCAAGAGGCUGAUGCUCUACCAGCUUCGCCAGCAAUACAAGGCUCGACUGGAGCCAGUGCCACAGGCAAAUGGAGUUGUGCGCUUCUUCUGUGACCCCACCUUUUGGGCCAAAAAUGUGGUGAAUCUUGGUAAUUUGGUAAUCGAGAAGCAAGCCCAAUCCGUGCAGCCGCCCGGUGUGAUGGUAGGGGGACCGCCAAUUUCCCCGGGCCAUGGUCACCACGGCAAACACCCGCAAACACAGAUCAACCUGGCCCAGCUCCGGAUGCAGCACAUGCAGGCGGCCUACGUGCAGCAGAAGCAGCAGCAGCAGCACCAACUUCAUCAACAACAACAACAACAACAACAACAACAACAACAACAACAACAGCAACAACAACAACAACAACAACAACAACAACAACAGCAGCAGCAGCAGCACCAGCAGCAGAUCCAGCAACAGAUGCGCCUCGCCUCCCAAAUGUCCCAGCAGCAAGUCAGACCGGUCGGGCCCCCCAUGGGUCAGCAGCAGCCUCCAAGGCUCAUCAGUAUGCAGCAACUACCAAGAGGACCUGGGGGUAUGAACGGGGGGCCAGGUCCCCCCAUGUACUCUUCCGCUCAUCACAUGCGUCUCCAGGGUCCCCCACAGGGCCGAAUGCCUACGGCUCAGCCCAGACUUAACGGACAGCAGUAUCCCGCCAUGAUGCAGCCUCAGCUACAGAGACAGCAUUCCAACCCAGGGCAUGCGGGCCCUUUCCCAGUGGCAUCCCUCCAUAACGCAAACCCCACGAGUCCCACCAGUGCCAGUAUGGCGGGGGCCCAUGCUCACCGCGGCCCCGCCAGCCCCGUAAUAGGGCCCAUCGAGCUCAUCCCCUCCGUUACCAAUCCUGAGAACCUGCCCUGCCUACCCGAGAUCCCGCCCAUACAGCUGGAGGAUGCAGGGUCGAGCGGCCUUGAACACCUCCUGACUCGCUGCAUCUCAGUCAGCGCGCAGCAUCUCAUCGCAUUGGACAUGAACCCCUCGCCUGGCCUGUCCACACACUCUCCUGGAUCCUCAGGGUUGUCAAAUGCACACACACCAGCACGACCUUCUAGCACGUCCAGCACAGGCAGCAGAGGCAGCUGUAGUUCGGCUGGAAAGACGGGGCCAGGAGGUGGCGCUGCGGUGGUGAGGGUGAAGCAGGAACCUGGAACAGAAGAAAGCAACAGCUGUCCAACUUCUUCUAUGAAGACGGAGCGGGGGAAAGAUGGGAGGAGUGAUUGCAUGAUGAGCAAUCCGGAGAGCAGCACCCAUCCUACAUUGGGAGUCGUAUCUUCUGGCCUAGAUGCUCUCAGGGCUUUAGGGGAGCGCAUCAAGACGGAACCCCAAUCUGGGACGCCUUGUUCUGGAAUUGGCUCCGGGGCCGCCACCUCUUCCACUCCCACAACGACCUCCGCUACCUCGCUACACUCUGGGAACGGCAGCAAAACAUCCGGCGCUUCGCUCACUAAUGGCAACUCAGAGAAGGGGGAAGACCCCAAUGAGGACUGGUGUGCUGUCUGCAUCAACGGAGGAGACCUGCUGUGCUGCGACCGCUGCCCCAAAGUGUUCCACAUGAAGUGCCACGUUCCCACCAUCAAAAUCUUCCCAACGGGUGAUUUUCUCUGCACGUUCUGCCGAAGUCUAACCACCCCCGAGAUUGAGUACUGUGACGAAAGCACGAGGAACCCAGAGGAACAGGGGCUCAGUCCUGAGGACCAAAGGAAAUGUGAACGCCUCCUGCUGCACAUCUACUGCCACGAGCUCAGUGUGGGCUUCAGGGAACCUGUUCUCAGCUCGGUGCCCAACUACUACAAGAUUAUCAAGAAGCCCAUGGACCUGAAGAAGGUGAAGAAGAGGCUGCAGCUGCGGAGCUCCCAGCACUACCAGUCUGUGCAGGAGUUUGUGUCCGACAUGCGCCUGGUCUUCACAAACUGCGCAAAUUACAACGAGAUGUCUCGAAUAAUCCAGGUUUAUGAUGAGGAGAAUCAGAUUAAUACGCAGGCCGGAUCGGAGAUGGCAAUAUCCGGCAAGGCAGUGAGCCUGUACUUUGAGGAGAAGUUGCAGGAGUCGUUCCCCGGGCAGAGCUUCCCUGAAACACCACAAACAGAGGGUCCAGCAACCGAGGAGAAGGAGGACACAGAGGACUCUGACGAGGACUUCAUACAGCCCAGACGCAAACGGUUAAGAAUAGACGAGAAAGUGUUCCACAUCAAGUGAGAAACGACCUCAAAAUACACCAGAGAAGUAAAACAAACUGUCUUCCUCACGUCUCCGACUUCUCGUCUGUUUGAGGCAGCCGUCAAUAAAGGAGGAGGUCCGCUGUACAAACUGCUUGGUUUAUCUCAUCCUUGCCUUUGAAAGAAUAAACUGUCAUUAAAAACCUGCCUUUAUCACAACUCUGGAGGACAGAAUCACAGAAGAGCUGCAUUACCUCCGUACAUUCAUGGACACUCAAGAACUCGCUUGUACAGACUUUACCGUAGGACUUGUUUUGCAGUAGAUACAUUAAAUGAAUUCUCCUUCUUUUUUUAACAACCCAUCUCAUGUGUAGAUUUGUUGUGAAAAGUGCUUUAUAAAAGAUUUGAAUCCCCUGUCCUCCAUUCUUAAUGUAUUAUAUCUAUACUUUGAUAUGAAACCUACCAAGUGUUUGUAUAACUUUGUGGAA